This is a messenger RNA of Calypte anna (Anna's hummingbird), 1947 nucleotides long. RefSeq names its product midnolin (gene MIDN). Bases 210 to 1670 code for a protein of 486 amino acids. Gene Ontology annotation, cellular component: nucleus. Gene Ontology annotation, molecular function: protein binding. The record is from RefSeq and is a predicted model, not a curated record. The transcript has 8 exons. NCBI's taxonomy places the organism in Eukaryota, Metazoa, Chordata, Aves, Apodiformes, Trochilidae.
CAGCUCCGCGUCAGGGCUGCACUCGGACGGGCUCCAGCGCUCGGGAGGGGACAGAACAGGAUAGGACAGCUCCGUGCAGCACCUCGACUCCCUACUGCUCCCUUCUCGGCAAGUUUUUGGGGUCUUUUUCUUCCUUCCUGCCGCGAGAGGCAGCUGAGCUCCAGCCGCGCCGGAGAGCCGCGGGACCGCGCUCCGGGCUCGGUCGGCGGAUGGACCCGCAGCCCGGCGCCAGGAGCUGCAGCCGCGGGGCUCCCGCCUGCGAGGUGGUCCCGAACGAGCCCCCCAUGAACCUCUACAUCAACACCACCACCGGGACCCGCUAUGAGCUCUCCGUGCCCCCCGAGGAGACGGUGGAGGGGCUGAAGCGGCGGCUGUCCCAGCGGCUCAAGGUGCCCAAGGAACGGCUGGCUCUGCUGCACAAAGAGAGCCGACUCAGCUCUGGGAAACUGCAGGACCUGGGGGUCGUGGAAGGCAGCAAGCUGACGCUGGUGCCCACUGUGGAGGCCGGUUUGAUGUCCCAGGCGUCCAGGCCAGAACAGUCGGUGAUGCAAGCUCUGGAAAGCUUAACUGAAACUCAGGUCAAUGACUUCUUGUCGGGACGGUCCCCCCUGACCCUGGCCCUGCGUGUGGGUGACCAUAUGAUGUUCGUGCAGCUCCAGCUGGCAGCUCAGCAGAGCAGUGGGCAGCUCCAGCACCGACACGUCAUCGCCAGCCGAGGCGAGGCGGGGGCCACCGCCAGCCCCCACUGCCGGACACUGCACGGCGGCACCGGCUCCGGCUUCACCCGCAUCCCCGUGGUGCCAACGUGCCAGCAGAGCCCGGCCCCCAGCCCCACGCCCUCCGCACCGGCCCCCCCCAUGUACUGUAACGCCCCCCACUCUGCUCCCGUCACCACCGGGAUGUUCCGCUCGCACGGGGCCGGGACGCCGACGGUGAACAGCAGCGUCGUCUCCUCCUGCUCAGAGGUGGACUGUGGCACCCGCAGCGGCAGCGCCCCGGGCAGCGGCUCUGCCCCCACCGCCCGGUCCCGCAAACCCGGGGCCGUCAUCGAGAGCUUCGUCAACCACGCGCCUGGGGUCUUCUCAGGGACCUUCUCCGGCACUUUGCACCCCAACUGCCAGGACAGCAGCGGGCGGCCGCGGCGGGACAUCGGCACCAUCCUGCAGAUCCUGAACGACCUCCUCAGCGCCACGCGACACUACCAGGGCAUGCCCCAGUCCCUGACACAGCUCCGCUGCCAGACGCAGUUCUCUUCCUCCUCCUCCUCUUCCUCCUCCUCGCCACCCGCCUCCCCGGACCUCGCCACCAAAACUACCUCAGAGCCACUGCCGGCGGCUGCGGCCUCCCCGCCCCUGCACCCCGUUGUCCAGUGCCAAAGCCAGAUCCGGAUGUGCAAGCCCAGUGGGGAUCGCUUGCGGCAGACGGAGAACCGGGCAACGCGCUGCAAGGUGGAGCGGCUGCAGCUGCUGAUGCAGCAGAAGCGGCUGCGGAGGAAGGCUCGGAGGGACGCCCGGGCCCCCUACCCCUGGCUGCCCGGCCGCAAGCCCGGCCGCACCAACAGCAACAGCAGCGUCUCCUCCAGCGAGGGCAGCCUGGACCUGGACUUCGAGGACUCGGUCUGGAAGCCGGAGGUCAAGGCGGACAUGAAAUCCGAGUUUGUUGUAGCAUAGAAGACGGUGCCCUGGGGGGAGGGCCCCGGGGCCGUGGACUCUGCCGGGGUUUUGUUUUGUUUUUAAUUUUUGUUUUUUGGUUUCGUUUCUUUUUUUGUUUGUUUUUUUUCGGGGGGGGUCCCCGCUCCCACCACCCCGGCUGCCGGUGAUGUCAUUUCUGUUGUCAUGGGCCAGAUCUCCUCUAGAUUUGCCAUCUCCUGUGACCUGACGCCUCGGAGCUGCCCCUGCCCGUGCUAGGGGAAGCGUUUCAUGGGGGGGGGGGAGGGGGGAGGGAUUG